UCCUGCUCCCCCCCUCCUCCUCCUCCUCCUCCUCCGCUCGCUCCGCCCCGCAGCCCCAGCCAAGGCCGCCCUCCUGCGUUGCCUGCCUGCCUGCUUCCUGCCUGCCUGCUCUCCCUCUCGCCGGCGGCCCGACCGAGGCCACCCCGGGCUCCUUCCUCCCUCCUCCCUCCCUCCCUCUCGGCGCCCCCGCUCCCCGAGCGCCCCCGCCCAGCCCUCCGCCGAUGCUGGGCCCACCGCGAGCCCCAGUAGCCAAGCCGCCCCGCGGGCCCCGCUGAGUCCUCCGCGCCGCGGCGCCGGGAUGGAGUCCCAGUGCGACUACUUCAUGUACUUCCCGGCGGUGCCCUUCCCGGCGCGGGAGGUGCUGCUGGGGGAGCCGGGCCGCUACCGGGCCCUGCCGCGGAGGAACCACCUCUACCUGGGCGAGACGGUCCGCUUCCUGCUGGUGCUGCGCUGCCGCUCCUCGGGGGGCGCGGGCGGGGCGCGGCCGCCCUGGGGCCAGCUAGCCGGCUCGCUCUCCGCCUUGGCCAGCGUCAGCCCCGCCGCCGGGGCCAGCAGCAGCAGCAGCAGCAGCAGCGCCCUGGUCGCGGGCGCCGGCGGCGAAGGGGCCCCGCACGAGGCGCCGGCGGGCGACACCCACGAGCAGGAGGCGGAGGAGGAGGAGGCGGAGGAGGAGGGCGGCGGCGGCGGGGAGAGCCUGGGGUGCCGGCGCCGCGGGAGCCUCUUCCGGGACUGCCGGGCCCUCCUGACGCACGGCCAUGGGCCCCCAGGGAGAGCCGCUGCCGGCGUGCCCAUCGAGGAGCCCAUCGUCUCGACUGACGAGGUCAUCUUCCCGCUGACCAUCUCCUUGGACAGGCUGCCGCCCACCACCCUCAAGGCCAAGAUCGUGGUGACGGUUUGGAAACGGGACCAAGAGAAAGCCGAGGUGCGGGAGCGGGGCUACCUCAGCAUCCUCCAGGAUCGGUCCCCCUCCCAGACCUUCCGGGAGGAGCAGGGGGCCUUCAAGGCGCAAGUGAGCACCAUGCUGACCGUCCUGCCUCCGCCAGAGCUGAAGUGCCAACAACUCAGUGUUUCUGGGAAACACUUGACAGUGCUGAAAGUGCUGAAUGCGGCCUCCCAGGAGGAGCUCUCUGUGUGGGACGUGAGGAUCCUCCCCAACCUGAAUGCCAGCUACCUUCCCAUGAUGCCCGAUGGGUCUGUCUUGCUAGUUGACGAUGUCUGCCAUCAGUCCGGCGAGGUCUCCAUGGCCUCUUUCUGCCGCCUCUCCUCCGCCACCUCGGCCUGCCCGUGCUCCCUCCGCGCCCUGGAGGAGCAGAACUUCCUAUUCCAGCUGCAGGCUCCUGAGCAGCCCCCUGACAGCACCAAGGAGGGCCUGGAAGUCCCUCUCAUUGCUGUGGUCCAGUGGUCCACCCCAAAGCUGCCCUUCACCACCAGCAUCUACACUCAUUACAGGCUGCCCAGCAUCCGCCUGGCCCGUCCCCGGUUUGUGAUGACGGCAGAGUGCGAGUCCCCCGUGGUCCUGCAUCGCCGCUUCACCGUGACGUACACGCUCAUCAACAACCUCCAGGACUUCCUGGCGGUGCGCCUGGUCUGGACGCCGGAAAGUGCGGCUGCGGGCAAGAAGCUCUCGUGUGAGGAACGCCGCGCCAUCCAGGACGCCCAGGAUGCCAUCGUCUGCCACACCCCCCUCAACAACCUGGGAUUCUCCCACAAGGGCAGCGCCCGCACCUUCGGCGUCACCUUCCAGGCCCUGCGGGCUGGCUUGUACGAGCUGUCCCAGCACAUGAAGCUGAAGCUGCAGUUCACGGCCAGCGUCUCCAACCCUCCCCCCGAGGCCCGGCCCGUCUCCCGCAAGAGCAGCCCCGGCAGCCCUGCAGUGCGGGAGCUCGUGGAGCGCCACCAGGCCAGCCUGGGCCGCUCGCAAAGCUUCUCCCAUCAGCAGCCGGCGCGGGGACACCUCAUGAGGUCGGGCAGUGUCAUGGAGCGCCGAGCCAUCACUCCCCCUGUGGGCUCCCCAGUGGGUCGCCCCCUUUAUCUGCCCCCUGACAAGGCAGCUCUCUCCCUCGACAAAAUUGCCAAACGAGAAUGCAAGGUCCUGGUGAUCACACCCGUCACGUGAGGGGAGGGGAGCCCACCCCCACCCCGGCCAGGGCGAGGCUGCAUUCUGCCUUGCCACCCAACAGCCGGCCCCUGACAUGGUCUCACCCCAUGGAAGGGCCGUGUGCUGCUGCCCAGAAGUUGCCCAAAUGUCCUCCCCCCCAUCCAGUCCUCCCGCUGCUGACUAUUUGGAAGGGCUUCUCUGCUGCACUCCAGGGAGUGCCCCCAUCUAAGCUCCGAAGGGACCCCUCCUCUCCCUGCAUUCCUCCUACCCUGCAGGAGGGGGCCCAGAGCAGCUGGGCACGGCUGCCCCCCACCCCGCCACGCCAUCUUUCACCUUUCCUGCUGCCACCCCUGCCUGUUCCCUUCCUCCCUUCCGGGCUUAGAGCAAAGCUAGGAUGCAUACGAGAGAGGCUGGGUUCCAAUGCCAAGCAGUGUGUGGGGGGGUCUCCCCCCCCUCUCCUGCUGCUUCAGCCGGAUCACUCCUAGACUGGACUGCCCCCUGCUGGUGGAGGGGCACCGUGGCUGCUGGACAACCCUGCCUGGACCUCCUUCACACUGGAUUGGGCCACAUCCAAGGACUGAGAGAUGGAGGUGUUUCCUGCGCCCCCCCCCCCCCCGCCGGCCACCACACACUGGAAUCUGCCCCCACCCAUGUGUAGGGGGAGGGACAGGCUGCACUCCAGUCCUGCCUCCCAUCUCAGGCCAAACACCCAUUGCACUUUAUUUAAUUUUUUGUUAUUUAUAUUUUUUUUAUUUGCCUCAAGCAGCUCAACUCUUGUGUUUGUGAAUAAACUGCUCUGGCUGGAAAAAUGCGCCUGGCUGUCUCCUUGG
Messenger RNA from Hemicordylus capensis (graceful crag lizard), 2928 nucleotides. RefSeq names its product trafficking protein particle complex subunit 14 (gene TRAPPC14). The record is from RefSeq and is a predicted model, not a curated record. The transcript has 11 exons. Gene Ontology annotation, cellular component: TRAPPII protein complex. Gene Ontology annotation, molecular function: alpha-tubulin binding. Lineage: Eukaryota; Metazoa; Chordata; Lepidosauria; Squamata; Cordylidae. The coding region runs from base 299 to 2116 and encodes 605 amino acids. Gene Ontology annotation, biological process: cilium assembly.